This is a messenger RNA of Fomitiporia mediterranea MF3/22, 390 nucleotides long. RefSeq lists its product as uncharacterized. The record is from RefSeq and is a predicted model, not a curated record. The coding region runs from base 1 to 390 and encodes 129 amino acids. The transcript has 2 exons. NCBI's taxonomy places the organism in Eukaryota, Fungi, Basidiomycota, Agaricomycetes, Hymenochaetales, Hymenochaetaceae.
AUGACAAGGAAGAGGUAUAGCAGCAAAGAAAAUGCUGAAGCACCAGACCUGUGUACACAUCCUGGAGAUGAAACGACUGCGCGACCACUGUCCUGGCCCCUAUUAUCUAGUCGAAGCAGUUGCACAGAGAAUACAGAUAACAAGACAAAGCACACGGUUGCUGUAUCUAAUGUUGGGCCUGAAAGCACACAGGCCGUUGUCGAGCCUAUGACUUCGAUGAUGCAGGAAAUGGUUGACCUUCGCACACGAAUGGCAGAAUUAGAACAAAGACGUCGGCAGGAGGCAGAGUGGAUCCCGUAUUCUCCAAGCGUCAAUUUAAAUGGUAACAAUGAUAAUCAAUCAGCACCGCCAGCAUAUGUACACGAUCAAGCUUUUCUGGGUUCUCAUUAA